This is a messenger RNA of Monodelphis domestica (gray short-tailed opossum), 12023 nucleotides long. RefSeq names its product collagen type XII alpha 1 chain (gene COL12A1). The record is from RefSeq and is a predicted model, not a curated record. NCBI's taxonomy places the organism in Eukaryota, Metazoa, Chordata, Mammalia, Didelphimorphia, Didelphidae. Gene Ontology annotation, biological process: endodermal cell differentiation. Gene Ontology annotation, molecular function: protein binding.
CGUGGCAGCCGUCCACCUUCUCAGGCGUUUCGUAACCGAGUAAACUGAGAGUUGGGAACAGCCCUCUAUUAAGUAGCAGACCAGGGAGAGGUUUUUCCCACUUGGAGCCGGCAAGCCGUCCCAGACGGACCCUCAUUCUGGAAGCUCCAAAAACCGCGGGGCAGCGGUCCCUUCUCCUCCCAGCUGCGGCUGCCGCUCCUCCUCCUCACACUCCUCCGCCUCCUCCUUUUUGCUCCGCAGUCUCCGCUACUGCUGUAUCUGCGGGGAGCUGCUCCACCACCAGGUGCCACCGGAGCUCAGUCUCCCGCUUCUGCCUGCUCUCCACACAUUCAAGCGCCAGGGCUAUUCACAGAGCCCUCACCAGCUAGAGCACCUCCUGUGCAUCAGCGUAGAAGACUCUGCUACUCUUACUACUACCAACACAGAUCCAUUCAUGUGGUUGUGAUUGGAGAGAGUCCAUCAUGAAGAUUCGGCUACAUUCAGCAUUUGCUGCUGUAUGUGCAGCGUUCCUCUUAUCUUCGAUAGAGGCGGAAGUUGAACCACCUUCAGACUUGAAUUUUAAAAUUAUAGAUGAAAAUACUGUUCACAUGUCAUGGGCAAAACCGAUUGAUCCCAUAGUGGGUUACAGAGUAACAGUGGAUCCUACAACUGAUGGGCCUACAAAAGAAUUUACCCUUUCUGCUAGUAACACCGAAACUUUGUUGUCAGAUCUUAUACCUGAGAUAGAGUAUGUUGUGACAAUAACUUCAUAUGAUGAAGUUGAAGAAAGUGUACCAGUUAUAGGCCAACUGACAAUUCAAACAGGUGGUCCAGUAGAUCCAAAGGAGAAGAAACCUGGACAAACUGAGAUACAAAAAUGCUCUCUCAGUGCCUGGACAGAUUUAGUUUUCCUAGUGGAUGGCUCUUGGAGUGUGGGAAGAAACAAUUUCAAGUACAUCUUAGACUUCAUUGCUGCCCUUGUGUCUGCUUUUGAUGUUGGGGAAGGAAAGACCAGAGUUGGUGUUGUCCAGUACAGCUCUGAUACCAGGACUGAAUUUAACUUAAAUCAGUAUUACCAAAGGAAAGAUCUUCUUGCUGCGAUUAAAAAAAUACCAUACAAAGGUGGCAAUACAAUGACAGGGGAUGCUAUUGAUUAUUUAAUUAAGAAUACUUUUACGGAAUCAGCUGGAGCAAGGGUUGGCUUCCCUAAAGUGGCAAUUAUUAUCACGGAUGGCAAAUCUCAGGAUGAAGUGGAAAUUCCAGCAAGAGAACUUCGGAAUAUUGGUGUUGAAGUUUUUUCCUUGGGUAUCAAGGCUGCAGAUGCAAAAGAACUCAGACAAAUUGCCUCCCCUCCUUCACUCAAGCAUGUUUUCAAUGUGGCUAACUUUGAUGCAAUUGUAGAUAUUCAGAAUGAAAUCAUUUCUCAGGUGUGCUCAGGGGUUGAUGAACAGCUGGGUGAAUUGGUCAGUGGAGAAGAAGUUGUAGAACCUCCUUCAAAUCUGAUUGCCACUGAUAUAUCAUCAAAAUAUGUUAAGCUCAGUUGGGAUCCAUCACCCAGUCCCAUAACAGGCUAUAAAGUCCUUCUCACACCAAUGAUACCAGGAAGUAAGCAACAAGCUUUAAGUGUGGGUCCUCAGACUACCUCUUUAAAUGUAAGAGACCUUUCUGCAGAUACGGAAUACCAGAUCAGUGUCUAUUCUAUGAAAGGACUGACAUCCAGUGAACCCAUUUCAAUAAUGGAAAAGACCCAGCCAAUGAAAGUUCAAGUGGAAUGCUCCCGCGGUGUAGAUAUAAAAGCCGAUAUUGUGUUUUUAGUUGAUGGCUCUUACAGCAUCGGAAUUGCCAAUUUUGUUAAAGUUAGAGCCUUUUUGGAGGUCCUUGUGAAAAGCUUUGAGAUUUCACCGAACAGGGUACAGAUCAGCCUUGUGCAAUACAGUCGGGACCCCCAUACUGAGUUUACUUUGAAAAAAUUUACCAGAGUUGAAGACAUCAUUGAAGCUAUUAACACAUUCCCCUACCGAGGUGGAUCCACAAAUACGGGCAAAGCCAUGACCUAUGUGAGAGAGAAAAUAUUUGUGGCUAGCAAAGGAUCACGAAGCAAUGUACCAAAGGUUAUGAUUCUUAUUACUGAUGGCAAAUCAUCAGAUGCCUUUAGAGACCCUGCUAUAAAACUGAGGAAUUCGGAUGUUGAAAUCUUUGCAGUUGGUGUCAAGGAUGCAGUUCGUUCUGAAUUGGAAGCUAUUGCCUCUCCCCCUCCUGAAACUCAUGUGUUUACAGUGGAAGAUUUUGAUGCUUUCCAGAGAAUAUCAUUUGAACUCACUCAGUCUAUCUGCCUUAGAAUUGAACAAGAAUUGAAAGUUAUAAAGAAGAAAUCUUAUGUACCACCAAGAAAUCUGAACUUUUCUGAUGAGACUUCAUACAGUUUCAAAGUCAACUGGUCUCCAGCUGGAGAGCAUGUUUUUACCUAUCAUAUCACAUACAAGGAAGCUCCUGAUGGUGAAGCGCACACUGUUGUAGAGCCUGCUUCCAGUACUAGUGUUGUUCUGGAUCACUUAAAGCCUGAAACAUUGUACUUGGUCAAUGUGACAGCAGAGUAUGAGGAUGGUUUCAGUGAUCCCUUAACUGGAGAAGAAACAACUUUGGAAGUGAAAGGUGCUCCUCGAAACUUAAAGGUGACAGAUGAAACCACAGAUAGCUUUAAAAUUGCCUGGACUCAAGCCCCAGGGAAAGUCCUAAGAUACCGGAUUGUAUAUAGGUCAGUUCCUGGUGGACCAAGACAAGAAGUCACAGUUCCAGCAAAUGAAAGAAGAAAGACACUUGAAAACUUGACACCAGAUACAAAAUACGAAGUGUCUGUUAUACCUGAGUACUUUUCUGGUCCUGGAAGCCCACUGACUGGCAAUGCAGCUACUGAAGAAGUUCGAGGAAAUCCAAGAGAUCUGAGAGUUUCUGACCCUACGACAUCAUCAAUGAAGUUAUCUUGGAGUGCAGCUCCUGGAAAAGUCAAACAGUACCUUGUAACUUAUACUCCAGUGGCAGGAGGUGAAACCCGAGAGGUAACUGUGAAGGGUGAGACAACCAGCACCCAACUGAAGGGCUUGGACCAAGGCACAAAAUACUCCUUGUCAGUGACUGCCCUGUAUGCCUCUGGAGCUGGUGAUGCCCUUUCUGGAGAAGGAACAACACUGGAAGAACGAGGUUCUGCUCGGGACUUGAUUACUAAAGACAUUACUGAUACUUCCAUUGGAGCAUAUUGGACAUCAGCUCCAGGGAUGGUUCGUGGUUACAGAGUCACAUGGAGAUCCCUUUAUGAUGAUGUUGAAACUGGAGAAAAGAAUGUUCCUGGAGAUGCAAUUCACACUGUGAUAGAAAAUCUACAGCCGGAGACGAAAUAUAAGAUUUCAAUAUUUGCCACCUACAGCAGUGGAGAAGGGAAUCCUCUGAUUGGAGAAGCUACGACCGAUUUAUCUCAAAAAGCAAGGACUCUGAGAGUUGAUGAUGAGACUGAAACAACAAUGAGGGUCACGUGGCAACCAGCACCUGGUAAAGUUGUGAACUAUCGUGUUGUGUACAGGCCUCGAGGAGGAGGAAGACAGAUGGUGGCCAAAGUGCCACCCACAGUCACAUCAACUGUGUUGAAACGACUUCAGCCUCAAACUACAUAUGACAUCACAGUGCUUCCAAUUUACAAGACAGGGGAAGGAAAGCACAGGCAAGGAUCAGGAACCACACUAUCCAAAUUCAAAAUGCCCAGGAACCUCAAAACAUCUGACUCAACCAUGUCAAGCUUUAGAGUCACUUGGGAACCAGCCCCUGGGGAAGUAAAAGGCUACAAAGUCACUUUCCAUCCUACAGGAGAUGAUCAGAGGCUUGGGGAAUUAGUUGUUGGUCCCUAUGACAAUACUGUUGUUUUGGAGGAACUUAGGGCAGGCACAACCUAUAAAGUAAAUGUUUUUGGAAUGUUUGAUGGAGGAGAAAGUUCACCACUGAUUGGACAAGAAAUGACAACUCUUUCAGAUACAACUGUUAUGCCAUUUUUAUCCAAAGGAAUGGAGUGUUUCACCAGAGCUGAAGCUGACAUUGUACUACUGGUCGAUGGCUCUUGGAGUAUUGGUCGGGCUAAUUUUAAAACCAUCAGGAGUUUCAUUUCACGUAUUGUUGAAGUCUUUGAAAUUGGCCCCAAAAGAGUGCAAAUCGCCCUUGCUCAGUACAGUGGGGAUCCCAGAACAGAGUGGCAGCUGAAUGCUCAUAAGGACAGAAGAAGCCUGUUGGAUUCAGUGGCUAAUCUACCAUACAAGGGAGGCAAUACACUGACAGGAAUGGCUUUGAAUUUUAUUCGCCAAAACAACUUUAGGCCACAGGCUGGCAUGAGACCCCGAGCUCGCAAAAUUGGUGUUCUCAUCACUGAUGGAAAAUCACAGGAUGAUGUAGAAGCUCCUUCAAAGAAACUAAAGGAUGAUGGAGUGGAACUGUUUGCUAUUGGUAUUAAAAAUGCAGAUGAGUCUGAGUUAAAGAUGAUUGCAACAGAUCCAGAUGACACUCAUGCAUACAAUGUGGCUGACUUUGACUCACUUUCAAGGAUUGUGGAUGACCUAACUGUUAACUUGUGCAAUAGUGUCAAAGGUCCAGGUGACUUGGAAGCACCUUCUAAUCUUGUUAUAUCCGAGGUAACCCAUCGUUCCUUCAGAGUGAGCUGGACACCCCCAUCGGACAGCGUGGACAGAUACAAGGUGGAAUAUUAUCCAGUUUCAGGAGGGAAACGCCAAGAAUUUUAUGUGAGCCGCCUGGAAACUAGUACAGUGCUCAAGGAUCUAAAACCUGAAACAGAGUAUGUUGUUAAUGUGUAUUCUGUAGUUGAAGACGAAAAUAGUGAACCUUUGAAAGGCACUGAAACAACCUUGCCAGUCCCUGUUGUUUCCCUGAAUAUUUUUGAUGUUGGACCGACUAAUAUGCGAGUGCAAUGGCAGUCAAUUGGUGGAGCUACUGGUUACUUGUUGUCCUAUAAGGCAGUCAAUGCUACAGUACCUACAACUCCCAAAGAGAUGCGUGUUGGAUCAUCAGUGACAGAUAUGCAGCUGGUUGACCUCAUUCCCAAUACUGAAUACACUGUAACUGUCCAGGCAGCAUUGUACGACCUCACCAGUGAUCCAGCCACUGCCCGGGAAGUAACUUUACCCUUACCUCGCCCUAGAGGUUUGAAACUCACAGAUGUUACCCAUAGCAGUAUGAAUGUCAUCUGGGAUCCUGCGCCUGGCAAAGUACGAAAAUAUAUUGUUAGCUAUAAAACAGAAGAAGAUGAUGAUGUAAAACAGGUGGAAGUAGAUAGAUCAAGGACAAAGACCUCUCUUGGUGAUUUGAUUUCACAAACUCUCUAUACUGUCAAUGUUGUAGCAGUGUAUGACGAAGGGGAAUCUCCUCCAGUGACUGCUCAAGAAACUACACGUCCUGUGCCUGCACCAAUUAAUCUGAGACUUACUGAAGUCACACCAGAUAGUUUCAGAGGAACAUGGGACCAUGGAGCUUCAGAUGUAUCUCUCUACAGAGUGACAUGGUCACCUUAUGGAGCCAUGGAAAAAAUGGAGACUAUCUUAAAUGGUGAUGAAAAUACUUUGGUUUUUGAAAAUCUGAACCCAAACACACUCUAUGAAGUUUCGGUUACUGCCAUUUAUCCUGAUGAAUCAGAAAGUGAUGACCUCACUAGUAGUGAGCGAACAUUGCCUGAAAUACCUGUAACUACUCUAGCUCCAAAAAGUGGUCCACGAAAUCUACAGGUAUAUAAUGCAACAUCCAAAAGCUUGACUGUUAAGUGGGAUCCUGCAAGUGGGCGUGUACAGAAAUACAGGAUCACUUAUCAGCCUUCCACCGGGGAUGGCCCUGAACAAACGACCACCAUAGGAGGAAGGCAGAACAGUGUGGUUCUACAGAAACUGAAACCAGACACACCAUACUCAAUUACUGUUUCAUCUCUGUAUUCUGAUGGUGAAGGAGGAAGGAUGACUGGCCGGGGCAAGACCAAACCUCUCAAUACUGUGAAGAACCUGAGGGUGUAUGAUCCUUCCACCAGUACUCUGAAUGUUCGAUGGGAUCAUGCUGAGGGCAAUCCCCGCCAAUAUAAAGUUUUCUAUGCACCAACUGCUGGUGGUCCGGAGGAGAUGGUAACAACUCCAGGGAACACCAAUUAUGUUAUUCUGAGGAAUCUGCAACCUGACACACUUUAUACAGUAACAGUAGUUCCAGUUUAUACUGAAGGGGAUGGGGGACGCACUGCAGACACUGGAAAAACAUUGGUAAGAGGCCUGGCAAGAAAUGUCCAAGUAUACAAUCCCACGCCAAAUACCCUUGAUGUUCGCUGGGAACCUGCACCCGGACCUGUCCAGCAGUACCGUAUUGUGUAUUCUCCUCAGACUGGCACCAGGCCUUCGGAAUCUAUCACAGUACCAGGAAAUACCCGCACAGUGCACUUGGAGCGCUUGACUCCAGAUACGCCCUAUUCUGUGAACAUCGUGGCUGUGUACUCAGAUGGAGAGGGAAACCCCAGCCCUUCUCAGGGCCAAACAUUACCACGAGGUGGGCCAAGAAACAUGAAAGUCUUUGGAGAGACAACCAAUAGCCUUUCUAUUUCCUGGGAUCAUGCUGAUGGACCUGUUCAACACUACAGGAUCAUUUAUUCUCCUACUGUUGGUGACCCGAUUGAUGAAUAUACCACAGUACCUGGAAGAAGAAAUAAUGCAAUAUUACAGCCCCUGCAGACAGAUACUCCAUAUAAAAUUACUAUUGUUGCUGUUUAUGAAGAUGGGGAUGGUGGACAUUUAGUGGGAAAUGGAAGAACUGUUGGACUACUCCCUCCUCAGAACAUACAUAUCACUGAUGAAUGGUAUACAAGGUUCAGGGUUUCCUGGGAUCCUUCACCCUCUCCUGUUCUUGGUUACAAAAUUAUCUAUAAACCAGUAGGUUCUAAUGAGCCCAUGGAAGUAUUUGUUGGGGAAGUGACAUCAUACACACUGCACAAUCUGAACCCUAGUACCACGUAUGAUGUGAAUGUUUAUGCUCAGUAUGAUUCUGGGCUCAGCGUACCACUGACUGAUCAAGGCACCACAUUAUACUUGAAUGUGACCGAUCUGACAACUUACCAAGUGGGAUGGAAUACCUUCUGUGUUAAAUGGACUGCUCACAGGGCUGCCACCUCUUACAGACUGAAGUUAAAUCCAUCAGAUGGAACAAGAGGGCAAGAAAUCACAGUCCGUGGAUCAGAAACAAGCCACUGUUUCAAGGACCUUUCACCAGACACUGAUUAUGGAGUCACUGUCUUUGUUCAAACACCAAAUCUUGAGGGACCUGGAGUUUCUGUUAAAGAACACACAGCGGUUAAGCCAACAGAAGCCCCAACAGAGCCUCCAACACCUCCUCCUCCUCCUACAAUCCCACCAGCCCGGGAUGUAUGUAAAGGUGCCAAGGCAGAUAUUGUAUUCUUGACUGAUGCCUCUUGGAGUAUUGGUGAUGAUAAUUUCAACAAAGUUGUGAAAUUUAUUUUCAAUACUGUGGGAGCCUUUGAUCUGAUUAGUCCUGCUGGAAUUCAGGUUUCAUUUGUUCAGUACAGUGAUGAAGUAAAAUCAGAAUUCAAAUUGAAUACCUAUGCUGACAAGGCUCAGGCACUUGGGGCUCUUCAAAAUAUUCGGUACAGAGGUGGAAAUACAAGAACAGGGAAGGCCUUGACAUUUAUCAAGGAGAAGGUUUUGACUUGGGAAAGUGGCAUGAGAAAAGCUGUUCCUAAGGUACUUGUGGUGGUCACAGAUGGUCGGUCACAGGAUGAGGUCAAGAAAGCUGCUUUAGUCAUUCAACAAUCUGGUUUCAGUGUCUUUGUAGUUGGUGUAGCUGAUGUGGAUUAUAAUGAACUUGCAAAUAUUGCCAGCAAACCAAGUGAACGCCAUGUUUUCAUUGUGGAUGACUUUGAGUCUUUUGAGAAGAUUGAAGAUAACCUAAUAACUUUUGUUUGUGAAACUGCCACUUCAAGCUGCCCUCUCAUUUAUUUGGAUGGAUAUACUUCACCAGGUUUCAAGAUGCUGGAAGCCUAUAAUUUAACAGAGAAGAACUUUGCUACUGUACCAGGAGUGUCCCUGGAGUCAGGAUCUUUUCCCAGCUAUACAGCUUAUAGGCUCCAAAAGAAUGCCUUCGUGAAUCAGCCUACAGUAGACCUACAUCCUGACGGCUUACCACCAUCUUACACGAUUAUCCUGUUAUUCCGACUUCUUCCAGAAAGCCCCAGUGAUCCAUUUGCAAUUUGGCAAAUAACAGAUAGAGACUACAAGCCUCAAGUUGGAGUGGUUGCUGAUCCUUCCAGCAAGACAUUGUCAUUCUUUAACAAAGAUAUGAGGGGCGAGGUUCAGACAGUAACUUUUGACACAGAUGAAGUGAAGUCACUGUUUUAUGGAAGUUUUCACAAGGUUCAUAUUGUGGUUACUUCAAAAAGUGUUAAGCUUUAUAUAGACUGCUAUGAAAUAAUAGAGAAAGACAUCAAGGAAGCUGGGAACAUCACAACUGAUGGUUAUGAAAUUCUUGGAAAGCUUAUUAAAGGUGAAAGGAAAUCAGCUGCGUUCCAAAUCCAGAAUUUUGACAUAGUAUGCAGUCCAGUGUGGACCAGUAGAGAUAGAUGCUGUGACAUCCCUUCUAGGAGAGAUGAAGCAAAAUGUCCAGCUUUUCCAAAUGCUUGCACAUGUUCCCAGGACAGUGUUGGACCUCCUGGACCACCUGGACCAGCGGGUGGCCCUGGUGCUAAAGGCCCCAGAGGAGAGAGAGGAAUUAAUGGAGCAAUUGGACCCCCAGGUCCUCGUGGUGAUUCAGGUCCCCCAGGCCCUCAGGGUCCUCCAGGUCCUCAGGGACCUAAUGGACUCUCAAUUCCAGGGGAACAAGGUCGACAAGGGGUCAAAGGUGAUACAGGAGAACCCGGACUUCCUGGCAGAUCAGGCUCACCAGGUUUACCUGGCCCACCAGGCCCCAUGGGACCCCCAGGAGAUAGAGGAUUUACUGGAAAAGAUGGUGCAAUGGGACCCAGGGGCCCCCCUGGACCACCGGGCAGCCCAGGAUCUCCAGGAGUCACAGGUCCAAGUGGAAAACCAGGAAAACCCGGAGACCAUGGGAGACCAGGACCAUCAGGACUAAAAGGAGAGAAAGGUGAUAGAGGAGACAUUGCUUCCCAGAACAUGAUGCGAGCAGUUGCAAGACAAGUCUGUGAACAACUGAUCAGUGGUCAAAUGAACAGAUUCAAUCAAAUGCUGAACCAGAUUCCAAAUGAUUAUCAUUCAAAUCGCAACCAGCCUGGACCCCCUGGUCCACCAGGUCCACCAGGAAGUGCAGGAGCAAGAGGAGAACCUGGACCUGGGGGAAGACCAGGGUUCCCAGGCACUCCAGGGUUGCAGGGACCACCUGGAGAUCGAGGAUUACCAGGGGAAAAAGGAGAAAGAGGCAUUGGAUCACAAGGACCCCGAGGUUUACCUGGACCACCAGGGCCCCAAGGAGAAUCCAGAAUGGGUCCACCAGGAUCUACAGGCUCAAGAGGUCCUCCUGGUCCACCUGGUCGUCCUGGAAAUUCAGGUAUUCGGGGUCCAAUCGGUCCACCUGGAUACUGUGAUUCAUCCCAGUGUGCCAGCAUCCCUUACAAUGGUCAAGGAUACCCAGGUUCCGGCUAACAAAUUUUCUAAGUCGCCAGUGCUGCUUACAGUUUGAAUACAUGAAAAUCCUGUUUCUGAGAUGUUUGCGCACGUGCUUAUUAGGAAAUGAGUCUGUAUGGAAAUGUCAUCACAGAUAUGGUUAAUGAACCGCGUUGGCAUCAUAAAAAGGGGAGACUCUAUAUACUAACUCUUGAAUGAGAACAAAGGACAGUGGUGUCCACUUAUUACUGUUGCAUUUCAGUCAUAACGUAGACAACAACCACAGAUGGUAGUUCAGACAAACACAAUCAACCCAAGCCUCGUUUCUCAAGGAGGCACGUAAAACUACUAACCAGUGGACAUAAUGCCAUUUCAAGGGGAAAAAAAAAUACCUAUUUAACCUGGUCAAAGAGAAGAGUGUUCUGUAAAUAAUAAACUAAUUGUGGCUUGUAAAUGAUUUGUAUGGGAUCCUGUCACUAAAAUCACUUACCAUUUCUACAAAAAAGCUUCUGCAACCAAAGCCUGCUGCUUGCUGUCUGCCAGAAUAACACUGUAGGAAAACUUUUAGUCUCUUGCUUGUUAGCAACGUAUCUGAGUCAGGGCAUGUGCCUUCUUUUGUAUAUGUAAUCUUGUUUGGGUCUUUUAAUUGCCAUCUUCCAUACCAAAGGCUUUUUUUUUCUUUUUAAAAUAACUACUUCUUUUCUGUUUUGCUGUAGUCAUUGGUGUACCUUGAUCACCAGCUGUAACUCAAUCUGAUAUGAGGAACAGCACCUGAAAAUGAUGUGUACUGUAUAUUAAUCCCUGGUGAUAGCUAACUUGUACAGUUGUUUUUGACCUCAAGAGUUCAGUGUUUAGAUGCCAAUCAAACUUCCCCUAACAUGACCAAGUUGUUCUUUGAACUGAUGGUUUCAAAUACCAUGAAUAGCUAUUUUAGUACUUACUGAAAUACCUAUCCAGGUAUUAUAUUACGUUUACAAUGCAUUGGGCCCCGGGCCAUGGCCCUCUCCAGGUGUUUUGUGCAAUGAUUGUAUUAUAAUCUGCUGGAUCAUAAAAACAACAUCAACAAAAAAGGUUUCUUGUUAAAGCCUUUUCAUUUUUUUAUCUCCCCCAAAUUCUGUGUGAAAAUGGAAGUAAUCAGAAAACUGUUAACUUAUAUAUUUAUGGUUUUGAAAUUAAGACUGGAUUAACAUGGCGUGGGGAGGCUAUAGACCUGUUGCUGUGCAUGUGACUUCCAAUUCGUGACUUAACGAUAAUGUUGAAUCGGACAACUAUUUUCAACCAGAGCCUUAUGUGCCUGAAAGUGGACCCUAUCUCCCUGAGCGUGAGCCCUUCAUAGUACCAAUGGAGCCAGAAACGACAGCAGAUGAGUAUGAGGACUAUGGAGCUGAUAUGCCAUCAGAAGGAUACCCUCCCCAGAUGCGCCAGAAAAGAUCGUUAUCGAGGAAACCGAGGAAAAUAAGAUCAUGAAAUCCAUCUUUCUUUUCUUGAUGCAAGGAUGGGGUGGGGUGGCCUGGAAAUGGGUGGGGAGAGAAAGUGGAGUUUUCAUUUGGAUUGUGUUCACAUUUGCAGGGCUGACAGAAUAUGUCCCCCUUUUUGUUCUGUGAUAUUUCCUUCUCAGCAUUUCCAGAUGAUGAAACACCCCCUGACUGUCUGGCACCAUGCUUCGGCAGGUUGUGUCACAGGCGGGAUGGGAUCUAUAGAAAUAGGUUUACUUUCGAAAAGCUUGUAAAAUACUUUGCUUUGCAGAUACUGGUUUGAAUUUGAUGUCCAGCUAGCCCAGUGCAGCAUGAAAAUGAAGAAAAAAAUUAAGUCUCCAAGCUUGUAGCUGCUAUGUAGUUUUGGUUUUCGGGGGGUGGCAGCCUUGAUUUUUAGAAGUAGUCAUUUUCCUAGGACUAUUUCCCCUAUCAAAUGCUUAUUUACAAUUUAGUCAUUUCACAAUUCAUGUUACUGCCCUAAUAAAAAACAAAAACAAAAAGCAACUCCAUUGCCAUUAUUUAUCUUAUUUUUCUAUCUUCAGUUAUAUUUUAGGGCAUAUACUGCUCUUAUACAUCUCCUUUACCAACCACAAACCUUAAGUAAUGUAGCUGAAACCAUUGUAUCAACUGGGUGCAGUUUUAUAAUGCCUUCAAUCUCCUUGAUUUAGACACAUUAACAUUUAUGCCAAAUUGCAGACAAUCCUGCAGAGAUGGAAUUGCAUGUUUGUGUUGUAUAUUUAGUAUGGAUUUUUUUUCAGAAUAUAAUGUUUCCUAGUUAUCAAAAGCAGUUGGAAAAUGUUUGCAAGACUAUGGAAAUAGAAUUGCUGCUUUUAUAUUUUAACUGCAAAUUGUGAAUUUCAUUGCCUUAUAUUAUUUAUUUCUGAAACAAAAGAGGCAUUUUUCAAUAAAACUACUGAAAAUCUGA